CCCGCAACAACCAACAAAGCAAGAAGCAAGACAGGUACUUGCGUCGCCCAUCUCUUCAUCACCCUCAACACCCCAAUCCCCAAUCCCACGUACACCUACCCCCUCCCCCAGCGGACCCGGCUGAAGAUGAGCGAGAGCACCGAGGAUCACAGCGUGCGAGGACUCGCGCGUGCGCUGGGUGGUUCCAUUCGGUUUGGACCGCGGCCUGCACAGCAUCAGCAGAAGAAGAAGACAGAAGAGCACUCUCCGUUAGAGGUUGAUGAUGAUGAUGAUGAUGCCACACACUCGUCGUCAGAUCAGGAACCACCGGCAGCAGCGGAGCACGAUGAACAACAGCAGCACCCGCACCAUCACGGCAGCACCGAGGAAACAAGCGAAACACGCCGGGUGCUGGCAGCGGAUAGCGUGGAGACACGCGCUGAGGAGGAAGCAGGUGGAGACGAUGCAGACAGCGCUGUUGACAAGGAACUCGUGAUUUCAUCGGAUACGCUUCCAGAACGGCACAGCAUCAAGAAGCCAGCACAAUCAAAGGGCUCCCUCGGAGACAUCAACAUCGCCCGGGAGUUGAAGAUCAACCAGCGCCUGGCGGAGAAGAACAUGGGGCCGAAGAAGGCAACCACAGAGUUUCGGCUCAAGCACGACAAAGUCUGCCACUCUGUCAGGAGGAAGCCAGAGAGUGAGCUGGAUGCAAAGCUUUCCCAACGCGCCAAGCAGUACGACGAAUCAUCUCCAUCAUCAUCCUCGUCGUCUCCGUCAUCGUCAGCGCAGCAGAACGAAUCAGAGCUCUCGUCUGCGUUUCUCAAGUUCAAGCGAAACGUGCAAACAUGACCUAGCAGCCCGUAGCGUCACGCGUGGUUGCGGGUGUGGUGUGGGGUGGUUGCUGUCUUGAGCGUGCUCUUGACUCACACCAGCGGUGCGGGUUGUGGGAUAUGUUUGUUUGCAUACAAGCAAGUGAGUUGCGUGCGUGCAUGUGUUCGAUUGCUGGUUUGCACAUGUGCGGGGAAUUGUAUUUCAUAUCUGUAAAAGAACGAACAGCG
Salpingoeca rosetta is the source of this 1037-nucleotide messenger RNA. RefSeq lists its product as uncharacterized. The coding region runs from base 127 to 828 and encodes 233 amino acids. The record is from RefSeq and is a predicted model, not a curated record. The transcript has 3 exons. NCBI's taxonomy places the organism in Eukaryota, Choanoflagellata, Craspedida, Salpingoecidae.